GUUGUGCUCGACAAUCUGGAGGGGGUCGGCAAGCAAGGUUGCCGAGCAUUUCUUGAAGCCGAUGAGGCCGUGUGCACUGCGGACAGGCGAGAUAGUCCACACUUUGGUUACUGGUGGUGCAAAAGUGCAGCCUAGCGACAAGAACACAAGGUACUUGUUGACGAAUUACAAGGGAGGCGAGGCCGAAUCGGAUGUGCAUCGUGGUGAUGCAUCACAUGGAGAGGAAGGCUUGGAAGAUCCGCAAACAGACGAGCCCCAACCACCGCCUGUUGCAGGGCGGGCAAUUGCAGGCAUUGCAAACAUGCUCGUCGAUGCACUUGAUGAGGCUGUCGACGCUGGAGGUGCAGCGGAGGGCGGAGGCGGUGAAGAAGGGCAAGGGUCAACAACACGAACGACUACCUUGAGACAGACCAUUGUACGACGUUGUGUGGACAAUGCGGCAAAGAAGAAGCUGGACAUUGCGUGGGCGGAGGCCAUGUUCAGGGCUGGCAUUGCUUUCAAUUUCUUGAACAUGGACACGACUCAGACGUUGCAUGCCGUUUACCUGGAGGUAGCCAACGCGAGGCCGAAGGUGAAGCUACCAUCAUACAACUACAUGAGGACGGUCAUGCCGGACAUCAUCUACUUGAAGAUCCAAAAGGAGGUGAACCCGAUGACGAGGUGUUGGGACUCGACUGGAUGCACGUUCAUCAUUGACGGGUCAACUGGCCGCAAGAAUCGGCCAGUGAUGAACUUCUUGGCGGCGGGGGAACAAGGGGCGGUGCUCGUAACGACGGUGACAAUGAGUGGCAGGAAGAAGAAUGCAGUGGCGUUGGCGAAGUUGUGGGACCAGGUAAUGAGGGAGAUUGGACUGCAAGGCAUCAACGCGAUCUGCACCGACAACGCCGAAGUUAACAAGAAGGCGGCGCAAAUCCUAGAACGACGCAAGGACAAGGACGUGGCGAGAAUUUUGUGGGUUCCUUGCGGGGCACACUGUUGUAGUCUCCUUCUCAAGGAUUUGACCAACCUAUCAUGGAUCAAGGUCACAGUAAAAGCCGCGAACACAAUCGUCAAGUUCAUCCGGAAUCAUCAUGCCACACACGACUUGAUGAUGACCGUCGAUGACUUCGUCCGACGGAAUUGCUGCGAGCUCGACACCACAAGGACAGCGGGUUCGUUGAUGUCUGGGGUUCGUUCUUCAAGCCUAUCAUGGAGCCAGUCGACGCUGGCGACCGAUACUCGGGAUGAGGAGAUGAGGCAAAGGAACAUGGCAAAGGCUCCAAAAAACAGGAUCCCCCAAAACCUUCUCGAUUCCGACACUAGUGACAGCAACGACCUCGAGGAUAUGGUGUGGAAGUGGAAGUGCUGGAAUGAGUCAUCAUCGAAGGACUGCAGCGAGGAUGAGGACUCAGAUUUCGAGCUCGGUGUGGUGCCUGCAGUCCCGGCGACCACGUAUGUCGGCAGGCGAACCAGGCCACAGGAGAGGGAGCUCGAGCUUGACCCUACACCGGUCGUCAAGAGAGUGGACACGGACGUAGAGUUUUUGCUGCAUCGCCACGAUGACCCGGACGAGGAAGAGGCCACCCGUGCGAAGGAGAUGGCGGACAGGGAUCGUGAACUUGAGGAGGGUCACUGUGGAGGAGGCCCGUCGUGCAGCGAUCCCUACACGCAGGGAGAGGGAGAGGAAUGCUGCACAACAGGAAAAGCGUGGGGGCGAGGCCUUGAAGGAAAUGGACGGGGAUGUCCAGCCUACCGUGGAGAAGGGCGAGCAGCGGCAAGGGGAGCCUGCAUACGCAGCGGAAGAACAGCAAGCACCAGUUGUCGUGUACAUGCGCAGGUUCCGCCCAUGCGUGGAGCAACAAGUCGGAGUGGAGGGAGAGACCAACGACCAGCAAGUUGCAAUUAGCCAGAGAGGGAAGGAGAAGCAGGAAGAGCAGCAGGUCGCAGAGGACAUCGGCACGCCCCCUUUCCCUGAAUUGAACGAUGCUCUCCACCAUGACAACCUCUGGAAGAGCAGGGCAGGCAGGAAGAGGAAGGCAACAACGGAGUUCCCCGAAGCGCCCCGACGCGGCCGUGGAAGGCCCAGAAAAAAAAAAGGCAGUCGACAAGACUGCGUUGCAGCACGGACGCCGCAACACUAAUGCUCGCAAGAAGCGUGUCAUUAGUGACGAUGACCCGGAUAG
Molecule: messenger RNA, 2162 nt
Organism: Chara braunii
Lineage: Eukaryota; Viridiplantae; Streptophyta; Charophyceae; Charales; Characeae
Source: the annotation of a GenBank genome assembly